AUGUCAUUUACGCCCGAUCGCGAGUUCAUCGAGACGUUGGAGCGUAAGGUUGAACGACUGAAACGCUGCGAGUCUUCGUCGUCUGCUACCGCUGCGGAUAUCGUGUCUGCACUGGAGAACUAUAGGCAAAGCCAGUUUGGCCAGUUGCUGAACUCGGGUCAAGCUGUGGUCAACGGUGAAGUGGACCUGGACGCUGUUGUGCAAUCCGUGUCUGCUAUGCAGAACCCGAAGGUAGAUUUUGAAUCGUUGCCACUCGUGGAGUAUGACCUUCUUAACCUGAUCGUUCCAGGCACAGAGGGAAGUUUCGAGGUAUUUUAUAGCUCGGUUCCUCAAGGCUCGACGUACAACGUACAUUCGUUGGUGGGCAGCGACGGAUGUUCGUGGCUGUUAAUAAUCGCGUUUGACGGUAGGGUGUUCGCAGUUCGUUGCAAUGACCGCGAGACCGACCCCGUAUCGAUAUCUGAGGUUUUUGACCUUCGAGAAACGAUUGAACAAACGACUGAUCUGCUGGUCAUCACUAGCUGGCCGCUGGUGUAUGCCUCAGGUAUCGACGGCACCCUACUGGUGACCGCCAUGGACCAUGAUGGCUAUUACAUGUUUGACCUCACCAUUGCCUUUGUGGACACCAACCGUUCGUUGCAGCUGAACAUGCAUGGCUACAAGAUGCUAGACGUUGCACCGUGUGUCAUAAAGCAUGUUUCGACUCAGCGCCAGACAUCGGUUUUGUUGAGUGCCAGUGAUAGGACUAUCCGAUGUUACCGGAAAGAGUUUGAGAAUCGGUCACUCGUCGCCGAGCACAGCGUUGACCAAGAACUGCCGGAGCUCCGUGGCCAGCUUAGCGCGGUAGCGGUUUCCUUUGACAGCGUCUAUUCCACCCUCCCUGAUGUCAGAGCUCGUGUGACUGUUGUUGGUCUGGCCGAUGGAGGGGUCAUCGCCUGGUUGGUCAACGAUGCCACAAACGAUAUACUGCGCCAGUUCGACAAAAGCUACGAUACGCCAAUUUCGUGGCUGAGGUUAUUGCAGACGACCAACAAUGAAACCGUCCUGUGCUUGUCCAGCGCACUGGGUCCAGCCUGUCUAUUCAGGAUGUUCCAGCAGUACGGCUUCGAUGGAGUGACCAAGCUUCAGCGUAGUCGUUGCUUCGACUGCAUCGUUUCUGCCGCUUGCGUACAUUUUUCCGAAGUUGUCCCCCCUGACGUAAUCUACCUCGGAACUUUCGGAUUUAAAUUGUUGUGUUACGAGGGAGAUAUCGAUUCCUGCGAAUUUUCGCUUUCCGUCGUCAAAUCCUAUCUUUCGCCAGUGGUAGGAAUUCAAGCGGUCGGAAACUUCAUUGCCGUUGUUACCGCCUGCGGCGUGUACAUUUACCGAAGAGCAGCUUCGGGUGUACAGAAGAAGAAACCGCCCUGA
This is a messenger RNA of Soboliphyme baturini, 1407 nucleotides long. NCBI's taxonomy places the organism in Eukaryota, Metazoa, Nematoda, Enoplea, Dioctophymatida, Soboliphymatidae. The record is from the annotation of a GenBank genome assembly.